AUGCAAUUCUCAACUUUAUUAGCUACUGCUGUUGCUUUAACUGGGGCUUCUGCUGCUGCCAUCCAAAGCUCAAUCAGAUUCAACAUCGAAUCUGAAAAUCAAGAAGUUAACAACAAAGGUUUAUCAUCUAUUCAUGAAGGUGCUGCUAUCAACUACUUCUUUGCUGGUGAAGGUUCAGAAUCAUUCGAUUUUGAUUACAAAACUGGUGUCAUUUCCAAAAAAGUUGAAAUUGCUGAUAACCAAAGUUAUGAAGAAUUCUUCACUAUCCAAGAAGGUGGUUCAGGUUUCCAUACUUUACAAACAUCUCCAUCAUAUGACAACACCAAAUGGGCCGUUGAAAACGGUUACUUAACUGGUAAUGGCUCAGACACCUUCUUUGCUGUCAAAGGUACCAACGAUCCAUACAACUACUCAAAAGAAUCAUUCCAAAUUGGUGUCAUGGCUCCACAUUCACCAAAUAUUUAUGAUGCUGUUGUUCCAAUCAAGAUCAAAGCUACAGUUGACUCUGUUGCUUAA
This is a messenger RNA of Hansenula ciferrii, 516 nucleotides long. RefSeq lists its product as uncharacterized. The transcript has a single exon. Bases 1 to 516 code for a protein of 171 amino acids. NCBI's taxonomy places the organism in Eukaryota, Fungi, Ascomycota, Saccharomycetes, Phaffomycetales, Wickerhamomycetaceae. The record is from RefSeq and is a predicted model, not a curated record.